Messenger RNA from Rattus norvegicus (Norway rat), 225 nucleotides. The record is from RefSeq and is a predicted model, not a curated record. NCBI's taxonomy places the organism in Eukaryota, Metazoa, Chordata, Mammalia, Rodentia, Muridae.
AUGGAGCGAGGAAGGGAUCGAAGAACUACUGAACAGCACCUGCCAGAGAUUGAGGUCCAGGUCAAACCUAGAAGGACAGCCUCACUGAGCAACCAAGAGUGUCACUUGUACCCACGGCGUUCUCAGCAACAGCAAGUUCCCGUGGUGGAUUUCCAGGCAGAACUGAUUUAGGCGUUCUUAGCUGAGACACCAAGAGGUGGUUAAAGCAGUAUUGCAACUUCAAGG